AUGCAUUCAUAUCUCUUUGUUGCGAUUGCACCGCUGCUGAUUCAGCAAAUGCUUGGAGUAGAGGUGCAAGCCCAUCCUCAUGAUACUCAUGAUGAGGCAUUGCUCCAUAAGUUUGGAGACUACAUGCGAAAGUACAACAAGGACUAUGUGAAAGGCACAGAAGAGUACCACCGUCGGCUGGCCAGGUUUGUUCAGUCUGCAGCUGAGGCUGAACGAUGGAACCAGCGACCAGAUCGCCUGUGGACAGCUGGAGUGGGGCCUCUUGCAGAUCGUAGCGAGGAAGAGCUGCAGUCGAUGAGAGGUUACUUUGGUUCAGCUUCCGGAGUCGGAGGAACUUCAGGAGCUCCAAGAGGAUUUCUCAGAGCCUCACUGGCGCAGCUCAGCACCUCAGAGACUCCCGAGCAAUUCCUCAAUUGGACCAGCUUGAAAACUCUCACCAAUGUGCGGGACCAGGGAGGCUGCGGCUCUUGCUGGGCAGUCACAGCUACCACAGUGCUGGACAGCCACGCCGAAAUUUACAAGAGUGGACAGAGAAGCUUUUCAGCUCAAGAACUUGUCUCCUGUGUCCCCAAUGCCAGAAAGUGUGGUGGCACCGGGAAAUGUGGUGGUGCAACCGUUGAACUCGCCUUCCAAUAUGUCAUGGAACAUCCGCUGCAGACAGAUACUGAGAUACCUUAUGAUGGAGUCGACGGCACUUGUUCUCAUUCAUCCUUGAUUCAGCGAUCCAAGAGGAGCUCCGAUUUGGAUGUCGCUGCUGUUGGUUUCCACGGUGCAAGUUCAGAUGCACCUGGCAUGCAAUUCAUGCAUGGCUGGGAGCGGCUUCCAGAAAAUGCAUAUCUCCCCCUGCUUCAUGCGAUCUAUGAACGAGGUCCAGUUGCAGUCUCAGUGGAUGCCUCGAAGUGGAGUUCAUACGAAAGCGGAAUUUUCGAUUCCUGUGAUCAAGAUGCAGUCAUCAACCAUGCUGUGACCCUCAUCGGGUAUGGCAAAGACAAAUCCUUGAAUGCAGGAUACUACUUGAUUCAAAACUCCUGGGGCCCAUCCUGGGGUGAAGAUGGAAAAAUACGCCUGCUGCGCCAGGAUGAGGAUGAUCGCAAUUGUGGCAUUGACCACCAGCCACAGGAAGGAACAGGCUGCGAAGGGGGCCCAAAAGAGGUGAAAGUAUGCGGCAUGUGUGGCAUUUUGUACGACAAUGCCGACGAGGAUGAGGAUACCGAGGAGAUGCCUAUGUUGCCAGACUUGUCAGGACAACACUUUGAAACCACCCUCGACUCCGAGCUCCGGCAAGGCCGGCAGAGCGAGAUCGACUUCGACAAAGAGUUGAAACGGGCGAUUGACUCCGAUGUGGGCGUCGUCCUGGUGACAAGGGGGAAACGCUUUGGGGCACGGUUAUUGGACCCAGGUGGAAGGAAGCACGUUGUUUUGGACCUUGAGUGCCCGGUUCAUCAAUGUGCUGAACAGCAUUCGAGCUGCGCUGGCUUCAAUUCAUAUCAGUUGCGGCGUAAGGGGCAUUCUGCCACCUUGAUUCGCUAUGAGUCCCCGGAGUGGACUACAAUGAAGUGUGGUGGAACUUGCACAGCUUGCGGAGACCAUCAGAAGUGUUUGAAAGGAAUUGAGUCCAUUCUUUCUCCAGUUCAUCGUGGCUCAAUUCUGGCGCCUACCUGCCCCAAGGCGAUGCCAGUGCGUCCAGGCCGUGAUGUCCGAGAGGGUGGAGCAGGAGAGGACCACUAUGCACAGAUCUUGAUCAACAAGGCGUUCAAGGAGCCCACUUGCAAGAAAGCCGAAGGGAUGCUUGCGCUUGUCAGUGAAGCCACCACCACCGAGGCCGAGGAGUUCAUCAAGCAGCCUUGCACGGGGACAUGCUUCGUCGAGUUGGCGUGGGGACAGGGGAGGACUUGGUUAGAGACAACCUUGCUCAAGGAGGUCAGUAUCAUGGCUCGACCGGAUCUGGUGGAACCAGAUGGCUUGCUACGUCAGGAGUCACGUGCGGAUGUCACGGCAAGGGCCGUUGCGCGUACAUGA
Molecule: messenger RNA, 2019 nt
Organism: Cladocopium goreaui
Lineage: Eukaryota; Dinophyceae; Suessiales; Symbiodiniaceae
Source: the annotation of a GenBank genome assembly